GGACAAACUCCGGAGGAAGAACUCCCUCACCAUGAGCAGUGCUGUGCUGGUGACUCGCCUCCCAGACCCCAGCAGCAGCUUCCACGAGGAUGCCCCCCGGCCCCCGGUCCCCGGGGAAGAAGGGGAGACCCCGCCUUGCCAGCCCGGGGUAGGAAAGGGCCAGGUCACCAAACCCAUGCCUGUCUCCUCCAAUGCCAGGAGGAACGAGGAUGGGUUGGGGGAGCCCGAGGGACGGGCAUCCCCGGAUUCCCCUCUGACCAGGUGGACCAAGUCCUUGCACUCCUUGCUGGGCGAUCAAGAUGGUGCUUAUCUCUUCCGCACUUUCCUGGAGAGGGACAAAUGCGUGGAUACCUUAGACUUCUGGUUUGCCUGCAAUGGCUUCAGGCAGAUGAACCUGAAGGAUACCAAAACUUUACGAGUAGCCAAAGCGAUCUACAAGAGGUACAUUGAGAACAACAGCAUCGUCUCCAAGCAGCUGAAACCGGCCACCAAAACCUACAUAAGAGAUGGCAUCAAGAAGCAGCAGAUUGAUUCCAUCAUGUUUGACCAGGCGCAGACCGAGAUCCAGUCGGUGAUGGAGGAAAAUGCCUACCAGAUGUUUUUGACUUCUGAUAUAUACCUCGAAUAUGUGAGGAGUGGGGGAGAAAACACGGCUUACAUGAGUAACGGGGGACUGGGGAGCCUCAAGGUCGUGUGUGGCUAUCUCCCCACCUUGAACGAGGAAGAGGAGUGGGCCUGUGCUGACUUCAAGUGCAAACUGUCACCCACUGUGGUUGGCUUGUCCAGCAAAACCCUGAGGGCCACAGCGAACGUGCGGUCUGCCGAGGUUGCUGAGAAUGGAUACAGGUCAUUCAAGAGGAGCGAUCCCGUUAAUCCAUACCAUGUAGGCUCUGGCUUUGUCUUUGCGCCGGCUACCAGCGCCAACGAUAGUGAGAUAUCGAGCGACGCACUGACGGAUGACUCCAUGUCCAUGACGGACAGCAGCGUAGAUGGAAUCCCUCCUUACCGUGUGGGGAGUAAGAAACAGCUCCAGAGAGAAAUGCAUCGCAGUGUGAAGGCCAAUGGCCAAGUGUCUCUACCUCAUUUCCCGAGAACCCACCGCCUGCCCAAGGAGAUGACCCCCGUGGAGCCCGCCACCUUCGCGGCCGAGCUCAUCUCCAGGCUGGAGAAGCUGAAGCUGGAGCUGGAGAGCCGCCACAGCCUGGAGGAGCGUCUGCAGCAGAUCCGAGAGGAUGAAGAGGAGGCCUCCGAGCUUGCGCUGAGCUCCAGGGACGGGGGCCCCGCCCCGCACCCUCUCUCCCUCCUGCCCUCCGGCAGCUACGAGGAAGACCCGCAGACCAUUCUGGACGACCAUCUGUCCAGGGUCCUCAAGACCCCCGGCUGCCAGUCCCCGGGCGUGGGCCGCUAUAGCCCUCGCUCCCGCUCCCCCGACCGCCACCACCACCAUCAGCCGUACCACCCCCUGCUCCCGCCCGGGGGCAAGUUGCCCCCCGUGGCCGCCUCGCAGGCCACUUGCCCCCUCCUCGCAGCCAAGAGCUUCGUGACCAAGCAGACCACCAAGCAUGUCCACCACCACUACAUCCACCACCACGCCCUCCCCAAGACCAAGGAGGAGAUCGAGGCGGAGGCCGCCCAGAGGGUGCGCUGCUUCUGCCCCGGGGGCACGGAGUAUUACUGCUACUCCAAGUGCAGGAGUCACCCCAAGGCAGUGGAGCCCGCGCAGGCGGAGCAGUUUGGCAGCAGCAGAGGCAGUACCCUGCCCAAGCGCAGUGGGAGAAGCGUGGAGCCGGGCCUGGCCCCGCCCGCCAGGGAAGGAGGGGCGCCCGGCGGAGCGGGGGCCCUGCAGCUUCCAGGGGAGGAAGGAGACAGGUCGCAGGAUGUCUGGCAGUGGAUGCUGGAGAGUGAGCGGCAGAGCAAACCCAAGGCCCCUAGUGCCCAAAGCACAAAGAAGGCUUACCCGCUGGAGUCCGCCCGUGCGCCACUAGCCGAGCGAGCCGGCCGGCACCACCUGCUGGGGGGCAGCAACGGGCACCCCCGCGCCACCCCCCGAGCCCACCCGUUCACCCAGGACCCGGCGAUGCCUCCCCUGACCCCGCCCAACACGCUGGCGCAGCUGGAGGAGGCCUGCCGCCGGCUGGCUGAGGUGUCCAAGCCCCCCAAACAGCGGUGCUGUGCGGCCGGUCAGCAGAGGGACAGGAAUCACUCCGCCGGGGGUCAGGCGGGAGCCCCGCCCUUCUCCAGCCCCAGCCUGGCUUCCGAAGAUCACAAAGAGCCAAAGAAGCUGGCGGGGGUUCACGCGCUCCAGGCCAGCGAGUUGGUCGUUACAUACUUUUUCUGUGGAGAAGAAAUUCCAUACAGGAGGAUGCUGAAGGCUCAGAGCCUGACCCUGGGCCACUUUAAAGAGCAGCUCAGCAAAAAGGGAAAUUAUAGGUAUUACUUCAAAAAAGCAAGUGACGAGUUUGCCUGCGGAGCCGUGUUUGAGGAGAUCUGGGACGAUGAGGCGGUGCUCCCCAUGUACGAAGGCAGGAUCCUGGGGAAGGUGGAGAGGAUCGACUGAGCCUCGGUGGGGGUCAGGCCCUGGUGGGACUACGGGGCUGCCCGCC
Molecule: messenger RNA, 2603 nt
Organism: Lontra canadensis (Northern American river otter)
Lineage: Eukaryota; Metazoa; Chordata; Mammalia; Carnivora; Mustelidae
Gene: AXIN2
Product: axin 2
Exons: 10
Coding region: 32-2557 (841 amino acids)
Biological process (GO): negative regulation of canonical Wnt signaling pathway
Source: RefSeq, a predicted model, not a curated record